CCUAAUGAUAUUUGUAAUGAGUGGCAUAAUUUUAUUAACACAUUUCAGUGCUUACAAAACAUACGCAUACCACGUCACGUGAGGGAACCCCAUUCUAAAUACACGGACUUGCACAUAUUUACAGACGCAUCACAGGACGCGUAUGGGGCCUGCGCGUACGUGAGUACUUACAGCGAUGAUUCACCAGUGCUAGUCAGGUUACUUUGUGCGAAAAGCAAAGUCGCUCCUAUUAAGCCAGUCACUAUGCCACGGCUUGAACUUUGCGGUGCCUUAGUCGGGGCUAAAUUAUUUAAGAAAAUUAGUGAGUCAUGGAGAAUAAGUUUUAAUAAUGUUUAUUUUUGGUCAGAUUCAAUGAUUGUCGUCAGCUGGGUCAAAAUGUCUACAAAUCUAUUGAAACCUUUUGUUCAAAACCGAGUGGUACAAAUAAAUGAUUUGACCGGUGAGUUGCCGUGGCGACAUGUCGCGGGCAAAGAUAACCCGGCCGAUCUGUUGUCACGUGGACUACCACUCGAUGCAUUACAACAAUCGGAUAUUUGGUGGCACGGGCCAGAGUUUUUGCGUGAAAUUAAAAAUGAAUCUAGUCAAAAUGAUGUUCAAGUUCUUGAUAUGUGUGAAAUACCGGAGUUAAAAUCAAAUAAUUGCACAAUAUCAUGUUUAGCUAAAUUAAAUAAUGCAUUUCCUUUUGAACGUUUCUCUAAUUGGAAUCGAAUGAGACGCACAAUGUGUUAUGUGUUGCGAUUUAUUAAUAAUUUGCGCAUAAAAAACAAAUCGCAGCGCAGCAGCGGCCCAUUCUCAUCGAAAGAGCUUACUGAGUCGGUAAAUGUUUUAGCAAAAUUUGCACAACAAGAAUCACAUCCAGAUGUUUACCACGCUUUAGUAAAUAACCUACCUAUAAAAUCUAGACAUAUUUCCGGUCUGGACGUUUUUUUGGACAAUUCGGGUCUUAUUAGAGUGGGAGGAAGAUUGCAAAAUUCUGAACAUUAUUCUUAUAAUAAAAAACACCCUAUACUUUUAAGCUCAAAGCAUAUUUUCUCUCAACUUUUGUUUCGAUUUGAACACAUUCACUUACUUCAUGCUGGACCUCAGCUGCUUCUUGCCACUAUUAGAGACAGUUGGUGGGUACUCAGAGGGCGAGAUUUGGCGAAGCAAACUGUACAUAAGUGCAUUUCGUGUACACGUCAAAGAGGAAAGACAUUAAAUAUAAAAAUGGGUAACUUACCAUCUGAACGACUAGAGCCAGGGUAUCCAUUUCAGCGUUGUGGGGUUGAUUACGCAGGACCUGUGUUCAUUUUAAAUCGAAGGGGAAGGGGGGCAAAAUUGAGCAAAUGUUAUAUAUGCCUAUUUGUUUGUUUUACUACUCGUGCAGUGCAUUUAGAGUUAGUAACGAGUCUCAGUUCUGAAGCAUAUUUAUUAGCUUUAAGAAGGUUUUUGUCUCGUCGCGGAAAGCCAGCGGAAAUAUUUUCCGACAACGGAAAAACCUUUGUAGGCGCUUUAAAAGAAUUAUCUCAGUCAUUUAUUAAUAAUCAAACAGAUAUCAUAAAUUAUACGGCCAAUGAGAAUAUCAAAUUUAGCUUCAUUCCACCGUAUUCGCCCCAUUUUGGUGGUUUGUGGGAGGCAGGGGUCAAGUCGACCAAACACCAUUUGCGUCGGUUAGGGAACGCGAACCUCACUUAUGAGGAAUAUUCAACAUUAUUGGCACAAAUCGAAGCAAUCCUUAAUUCCAGACCCAUGUAUCCCAUGUCGACCGAUCCCAACGACCUACUUCCACUCACUCCAGCCCAUUUCCUGGUUGGCCGACCGCUUGUUGCGCCUGGCUACAAAGACAUCACGACUGCAUCUACGCCUCACUUGAACCGGUACGAGCGCGUCGAACAAAUGCGGCAGAACUUCUGGAAGCGCUGGACGAAGGAGUACAUCGGGGAACUGCAGACCAGAACCAAAUGGCAGAUUAACCAGGACAACUUGGCGCCUAACACUCUGGUGCUCAUAAAAGAGGACAACUUGCCACCACUAAAAUGGCGACUAGGAAGAGUAACACAAACCUUCCCGGGAGAAGAUGGACUAGCUCGAGUGGCAGACGUAAAAACUGAAAGCGGAAUCAUAAGAAGAAGCUACCAGAGAUUAUGCCCAUUAAUGCCAGAAGAAUAACCGUUGGAGGCAGCUGCUCCAAGGCGGGGGGCAUGUUCAGAAAUCGAUUACGACAUCACUAGCGAGCGCGCACAUCACUACGCACGAAACCGACAGAUAACGGUUGCGAUCGCGCCCGGCGCCUACCCCACUUGACUACCAUUCCUCUAACCGCGAACAUCAAAUAUUUGUAUACGUUAUUUCAUGUUAUAAACGCUGAGUAUCGAAGAAAGCGAGUUUCAAUCACAAAUACAUCACAUCCAU
Molecule: messenger RNA, 2391 nt
Organism: Ostrinia furnacalis (Asian corn borer)
Lineage: Eukaryota; Metazoa; Arthropoda; Insecta; Lepidoptera; Crambidae
Exons: 2
Coding region: 244-2148 (634 amino acids)
Biological process (GO): DNA integration
Molecular function (GO): nucleic acid binding
Source: RefSeq, a predicted model, not a curated record